Oldenlandia corymbosa var. corymbosa is the source of this 1102-nucleotide messenger RNA. The record is from the annotation of a GenBank genome assembly. Lineage: Eukaryota; Viridiplantae; Streptophyta; Magnoliopsida; Gentianales; Rubiaceae.
AUGAAGGACCUUCUUGAUCUGUUCUUCAACUCAGUGACCAUAACGUUUUUUUGAGCAUCCUCUCUCUAAUUGAUUGCGUUAGAAACGCUACAGAAAACCCAAAAACAUGGCUGAAGCCGUGAUUGCAGUUGCCGCCCAAACACUUCGUGUUUUAGUAACAGAAAAAGCCAUACUUUUGUCAGGAGUGACGGAUGAAGUUGAAGAGAUCGUUUUCGGAGAAAGGGGGAGCUCUAUAACUGCUGAAAACCAAUGGUGGGGAAGACAAACUUACAACCAUCAGACUGACCAACACUUUGUUGGAAUGGAGGAAGAUGUGAAGAAAUUGGUGUCACUCGUUGUCGAUAACCAUAACCAGUGUCACCGUAGACAUUCUGCCGGAGAAGACCCAAAACUAGAAGAUGUUGGCAAGAGAAAUGGUAUGCAAAUGCGGGGGUCUACCAUUAGCAGUAUCUGUGCUUGGAGGGAUUUUGAAAGACAAGAAUUCUUUAACAGACUGGCAAAAGUGACGAAACACAGAUAUUUGCUCACCUUAGUUGAGAUGAAACAGCUAAGGCAUUUGUAUCUGUAUGGCACGGCAAAAAGGUACACUGAAAAUGGAAAGUUGCGGUUCCAUGGAUUGACUGAGCUGGAGACAUUCGUUGGACUGAACAGUGCAACAGAUGGAGUGUCUAAUCUUUCCCAGCUAUCAAAGUUAUGGAUUCUUCGUGCCAGAAUUUAUGAUAAAGAUAGCCUGAAAGUUGUCAUUUAUCAUCUUAAUGAGAAAGGGCAGGAGUUAAAGGAGGUAGUACUUCUAAUUUAUGUUUCUGAUCUUGUUGGUUCAGAUGAAGGUGCUGUUCUUUUUAGAAAGAGUCUAAUGUGUGGUAACCUUCAUCAAUUGAGAAUUGGAGUGGAGAUGAACAAAUUUCCAGAAUAUGAACCUCAAAUGCUGCAGAACCUUGUUAAUCUACGCUUGGAGAAUAACAAAAUGGAGGAAGACCCAAUGAGAACACUUGAGAUGCUUCCUCAUUUGCAACACCUCUUGCUAGAAUCUGAUGCAUACCUGGGAAAAGAUAUGGCUUGCCAUGCUGGGGGAUUUUGGAGCUCAGGAAUCUUCUCAUUGUAA